Messenger RNA from Schistosoma haematobium, 3446 nucleotides. Its product is annotated as Integrator complex subunit 6. Gene Ontology annotation, cellular component: integrator complex. Gene Ontology annotation, molecular function: protein-N-terminal asparagine amidohydrolase activity. The transcript has 12 exons. Lineage: Eukaryota; Metazoa; Platyhelminthes; Trematoda; Strigeidida; Schistosomatidae. The record is from RefSeq and is a predicted model, not a curated record. Bases 84 to 3446 code for a protein of 1120 amino acids. Gene Ontology annotation, biological process: snRNA 3'-end processing.
AGGAGUGCUGCGCUUUACUGUAUGCGUUGUGGUUGUGUCCUCGUGAUUGGCUGGUUUGCCCGCAUGACCUUGAGUAGCUAGAGAUGACAGUUAUUGUUUUUCUGCUUGACAACAGCGCAGCAAUGAACCAGCGCACUUUUCAAGGCACUACGUUACUAGACGUAGCCAAAUCUGCGAUAGAGAUUUUUUUCAAAAUAAGGAUGAGCAAAUCAAGAGUAGAUCGUUAUUUUGUGCUUACUUUGAAUUCUGACAUAAGUUAUGUCAAACUUACCGGUUGGAAGCAGAAUGUUGAUCUUCAGUUACUUCAUUCUGCCUUAAAUAAUAUAAAACCAGACGGCUUAGUUGAUUUGUCAACUGGUAUUCAAAGAACAUUCCGGAUGUUAAAUAUAAAUAGAUUGCAACUCGGACUGGAAAAUUAUGGGAUGGGGAUUUAUCCAUCAUGUAUUGAACCCUCUGUAAUAAUAUGUAUUACUACUAGCAUAGGCUCAUACAGUUUUGAUGGCCAAAUUUUCAAUGAUGCAUCUAUAACUUCCAUAGAAUCUGCCGUUCUUGGGAAUGUUUUGACAAAAGAGACUUUCCGUUGGGAUUACCGCAUGUAUUCUCUGGUACUUCGUUUUCCCGCAUUUGUCAGUAAUAUUCAUGGUGGUAGCUCCAUAAGAUCAGAAACAAUCUCGCCGCUUAAAAGACUUGCGGAGAAAACUGGCGGUGAAAGUUUUGAUGUUUACGACGGUCGGGAACUCCACCAAUGUCUUGACUGUCUUGUCACAAAAUGCCAACCUGGCGUGGUUUUGAAAUUACGAAGGUCUACUGACUGCGUUGAUGCGGCUCUCCAAGAGAAAUUCGUAAAGCAGUUGAUGUCAGUUAAGCUAAUGGGAAGGUCAUCGUCUUGGCCUAUCCCAGAACAAUUUUGGCCUGAUGAUGAGAUGCUAGCAUCAGAGUUGCCACCUAGAAGUGCACAUCCUGAAGUCCUUGUAUCUAAAGUUCCUGUGGUGGAACCUGAGUUGCCCGAGUAUUUCCCCGUCGACCGUUACGAGUUGACUCCAUCACAUUUUACGAAAGAAUUUCUAAAUUCGUCGGAGCAAAAUAUGGUUUGGCGGUGUUUCAGCUAUGGUAUCAAAAAGAGUCAGAAUGCACCGUUUGGUUAUUUAAAAGUAUCAAGUGAUCUCCAGUCAGUACAUCUGCAUAUACUUCCUUACAAUUAUCCUGUAUUUCUUCAGUUACUUGGUGAUAUAUGUGAUCAUAAACGUAUGACAGAAGCCUGGGGUCAUCAGUUUGUGAACUAUCUAGGAACCAUACCGAAAUAUUACUUUAUGCCCCUAGCGAAGGCGUUUGAACGAAUAGGGUUUGUCGGGAUGAUUAAGCCUGAAGCUAUUGACCGUGCACUUCCUUAUCAAUUGAAACAUUCUUUGCAAAAGCUUCGGCAUUCAGCUAAAAUUGAAUACGAUAACUUCGUGCGUAUGACGCAAACUGACAGCCCCACAAACCCAACUGUUACUUUACCAUCAGCCUUAUUGCCUUUACCUUUGUGGCCGCUACGUGAAUUUAAAUCGAUGUAUAUCAAACCUAAGCGUCUUCAUUCAAAUUCUCUCCGACCUUGUAAUAUAUCUCGAACCAAGUUGCGCGUAGUUUUGGGAAAAAUGAGGCAUGAACUUGAUAACCUCCUAAAUGGUUCAUCUAGCAUCCGAGCAGUUGACUUGAUUCAUCAACAACCAGUCGCCUUAAUGGGUGAUUAUGUUAACUACAGAAAUUCCCGGCAGGUCGAAACACCUUUGAGGGAGAUAAAUCCAACUCCUGAACGGUCGGAUACAUUCGGAAACCCUUUCCGACGGAAGUCUACAUCCUUCGUCGCGGAUGAAGGUUUCGUUGAUGAGAUGGAUUCAUUGCAAGUUAAUUCUUGUAAUCCGAAUACAGUUUUGCUCAAUUUUGGGCGGAAAAAGUCUGCACAAACCACCAAAAAUCCUCAAGCAAGAGUCAAAGGUCCCUUACCUCCGUAUAUUAAUCACCUAAAUUGGCGUUUUUUCUCGCCGAAAUCUUCACCGCUGUCAUCGCCUAGAUCUUCGGAUAAUACUUUCAGUGAAGAAAUAUCAAGCGCGAUUUCAUCUCCCACAUAUGCCGACAAUUCCCCUUCCUUAAUAAACCACUCAAGAUUCGCCAACCAAGCAAUUAUUGAAAAAACAAAUACUUUUGAUACUAGAAAUGCAUCGUCAUUGGAAAGUUUUAAAUUAAACAAGAAAAUUAUGUUCGAAUUAAUUCAUUUGGUUCGACAGCCUUAUACAGAUGCAGUACUGUUAUUUGACCGUAUGAAUGAACUCACUGGUUCAAUUGGACAAAGAGAAGCUGUGGUUUCGAUGUUGAUGUCAGAAGCUUUGAGAUUCAGAAGAUCAUGUCUAUAUUUUUUACUAAGCGACUGGCGAACAUGGUUGCUGCAAAGUGAGAAUUCGAAAGAUCGUGUUAUUUUGCAAAAAUCGAAUCAGAGAUAUAAUUGCGAAAAGUCGUCGAUAUACGUAUUCGCUCAAUUGUUCUCGACAAGUUCAUUCAUUAAGAGCAUCGCGGAUGAUUUCAAAAAAAGGGAGUUAAUCGACGUUAAGGAUUGUCUUUCCUCAGUUUACGUCCAUCAAGGUGAAAUGGCCACUAUACCACUACUGGUCACCAAUGUACCUGCAAACAAUAUCAUUCCAGAAUACACAACUUCUGAUGAUGCAACGUCCUGUUACAUUGUCGUCUUACGUUGUCCGGUUGGUUGUUCGAUAGGACAUCUGGAUACUCCAUUGCGCGCCAGGUCAUUUUUCAGAAAUUCCGAACGUUUCUUCUUUUCAAAAGAAAGUGUUAAUGUCACAGUCCACAUAGUCGGGGGUUUUCCAGAUCCACGAAACAUUUCACAUUCUGUACUAGUUGAAAUACUUUCAUCACUAAUAUGUAGUGAUCACAAUUAUGAACUUGGGGUAUGCUGUGUCGGUGAAAAUAACAUCCUUAGCUCUAGUGGUGGAAAAUCACAACCUGUUAUUUUGGGUGUUAUCUUCAAUAUCAAAACCAACCAAAUAAAUCCUGCUCGUAUAAGUUGGAAAGCACGUGGACCUGUUCCUGCGUUAAGACUUUUACGCCUAGACUAUGUAGGUUCAGAUGAAAUAACUAACGUAUUCAACCCAGAAAGGGGUUACCUGACCAUAGAUCCUUUCCCGUACGUUCGCCCAGCUUUUGUGAAUACGCAAAUAACAUCUGAAGAAAUUCGAGCUAGGUCCACAACACCUGAGCAAGAACCUGCAACAUACUUUGAAGGUCAGAUUGCUGUGCACCGCUUAAGGCUUCACUGUCCUAACUCCCUAAGUUGGUUUGGACUUGGUCCACUGAUCUUCCGUUGUGUUCUGGAUUCAAAUAAACCGUGGGUUCCUAUAAAUGGAGCUUCCACAGUUGCAUCAGAAGACCCUUUAACAAACGUCGAAAUAUAA